AUGCCUCUAUUCCGAAUGAAGACGGUAUUCCCGUUGGUCGCUUUGGUGACCAUUGGAAUCUUCUUCUUUUGCAUGGAACGAUACGACCGCUCAGCUUUCCUUCGGUUCAAGCACCCAGUUGAUCGGGCCUCCUUCGGUGGAAACAAGCAACCUCAAGUACAAACGCCGGCACAAUCAGAUUCGCAGCAACCGCCCACCACCUGUGAGGUUGACCCGAAAUUGGCCGCCCCCCUACCCUUCCCUGAAUGGCUCCCCCGCAAGAACUACACUCGCGCCUAUUUCCGUCCUCGUCAUGUAAACCCUCGCACCGAAUUCCACACUUUGGAGGAAAUCGAGAGGCCUGUGCUCCCUCCCAUGGUUAUCAUGGAGCGUGGUAUGGUUGUGUCUCCCGAGAACAAGCCAGAAAACUUUGUCUGCCCCGAGAUCGUCGAGGUCGAUGUGGCCGCUGAUGACGAUGUCGAGGAGACCUCCAAGCUUCUGUUCGGUUUGGCCACUACUGUCGACCGUCUAGACCGCCUUCUCCCCUCCCUGCUUUACUCCUAUGGAAACACCAAGGCGGGUCUGAUUGUUUUGGUCCCUGAGUCUGACGACGACUUGGAGAAGCAAGAGACCUACUUCCGCAACCGCGGUCUAGACUUGACUCUCAAGGCCUCUCCGCUCGACUUCACUGCCCGCUACUUCGGUAUGGUUGAGGCGUUCACCGAGCACAUUCGCAAGCACCGCCCGCACACCAAGUGGGUUGGAUUCAGCGACGACGAUACCUUCUUCCUUUCGCUCCCCACUAUCGCCGAGGAACUGAAGCUUUUUGACGAGAGCAAGAAGCACUACAUUGGAUCUUUGUCUGAAGCCAGCUGGCAGGUGGACACUUUUGGUCACAUUGCUUUCGGUGGUGCCGGUGUGUUUGUCUCAACACCUCUUUUGGAGGUCCUGAUGAAGCACUACGAAGAGUGCCAGUCCUGGGGCGAGCAGCCCGGUGACCAGAAGCUUGGCCAGUGUAUCCAACGCUUCGGUGACACCCCCUGA
Messenger RNA from Penicillium concentricum, 1023 nucleotides. RefSeq lists its product as uncharacterized. The transcript has a single exon. Bases 1 to 1023 code for a protein of 340 amino acids. NCBI's taxonomy places the organism in Eukaryota, Fungi, Ascomycota, Eurotiomycetes, Eurotiales, Aspergillaceae. The record is from RefSeq and is a predicted model, not a curated record. Gene Ontology annotation, molecular function: acetylglucosaminyltransferase activity. Gene Ontology annotation, cellular component: membrane.